This is a messenger RNA of Nyctereutes procyonoides (raccoon dog), 5184 nucleotides long. It is a transcript of the gene ADAMTS14, whose product is annotated as ADAM metallopeptidase with thrombospondin type 1 motif 14. The record is from RefSeq and is a predicted model, not a curated record. Gene Ontology annotation, molecular function: metalloendopeptidase activity. Gene Ontology annotation, biological process: proteolysis; extracellular matrix organization. Gene Ontology annotation, cellular component: extracellular matrix. The coding region runs from base 1 to 3681 and encodes 1226 amino acids. The transcript is spliced from 22 exons. Lineage: Eukaryota; Metazoa; Chordata; Mammalia; Carnivora; Canidae.
AUGGCUGGGCUGCGCGCGCUGCUGUCCUGCCUGCUGCCCCUGCACUGUGCGCUCUGCGCCGCCGCGGGCAGCCCGACCCCAGAACCACGUUUCUCCAGAAAGCUCAGUGACUAUGGUGUGACAGUGCCAUGCAGCACAGAUUUUCGGGGACGCUUCCUCUCCCACGUGCUGUCCAGGCCAGCGGCAGCCUCCACGGGGAGUGCGGUAGUGGAGGGGCCGCCGGCAGCACAGUCGCCCUCCGGUCAACUCCGGGUGGCCCGCAGCCUCCAGCGCCCAGGAGCGAGCCUGCAGCCCGGCCGGGUGGGGCGCUCCUCCCUCUAUUUCAACGUUACCGUGUUUGGGGAGGAACUGCAUUUGCGCCUGCGGCCCAACCGCCGGCUGGUCGUGCCCGGAGCCUCGGUGGAGUGGCAGGAGGACUUUCGGGAGCUAUUCCGUCAGCCCUUGCGGCGGGAGUGUGUCUACACCGGGGAUGUCAUGGGCAUGCUGGGGGCAGCUGUCGCCAUCAGCAACUGCGACGGAUUGGCGGGCCUCAUCCGCACGGACAGCAGCGACUACUUCAUAGAACCCCUGGAGUGGGGGCAGCAGGAGAAGGAGGCCGGCGGGAGGACGCACGUGGUGUACCGCCGGGAGGUGGUCCGGCAGGAGUGGACUGAGCCCGGCGGGGACCUUCACAACGAAGCUUUUGGCCUGGGUGACCUCCCCAACCUGCUGGGCCUGGUGGGGGACCAGCUGGGCGACGGAGAGCGGAAGCGGCGGCAUGCUAAGGCAGGCAGCUACAGCAUUGAGGUGCUGCUGGUGGUGGAUGACUCGGUGGUGCGCUUCCAUGGCAAGGAGCACGUGCAGAACUACAUCCUCACCCUCAUGAACAUCGUAGAUGAGAUUUACCAUGAUGAGUCUCUGGGCACCCACAUAAACAUCGCGCUGGUCCGCUUGAUCAUGGUCGGCUACCGACAGUCUCUGAGCCUGAUCGAGCGUGGGAACCCCUCUCGCAGCCUGGAGCAGGUGUGUCGCUGGGCGCACUCUCAGCAGCGCCAGGACCCCAGCCACGCAGAGCACCAUGACCAUGUCGUCUUCCUCACCCGGCAGGACUUCGGGCCCUCAGGUAUGCAAGGGUAUGCGCCUGUGACUGGCAUGUGCCACCCCCUGAGAAGCUGUACCCUCAACCACGAGGAUGGCUUCUCCUCAGCCUUUGUGGUGGCCCACGAGACUGGCCAUGUGCUCGGCAUGGAGCACGACGGUCAGGGGAAUGGCUGUGCAGACGAGACCAGCCUGGGCAGCGUCAUGGCACCCCUGGUGCAGGCUGCCUUCCACCGUUUCCACUGGUCCCGCUGCAGCAAAGUGGAGCUCAGCCGCUACCUCCCCUCCUACGACUGCCUCCUCGAUGACCCCUUUGCGCCUGCUUGGCCCCGGCCCCCAGAGCUGCCGGGCAUUGACUACUCGAUGGACGAGCAAUGCCGCUUUGACUUCGGCUCUGGAUACCACACCUGUUCUGCGUUCCAGACCUUCGAGCCCUGUAAGCAGCUAUGGUGCAGCCACCCUGACAACCCAUACUUCUGCAAGACCAAGAAGGGGCCCCCCUUGGACGGGACCGAGUGUGCACCCGGCCAGUGGUGCUUCAAGGGUCACUGCAUCUGGAAAUCGCUGGAGCUGACUUACGGCCAGGAUGGAGGCUGGAGCUCCUGGACCAAGUUCGGGUCAUGUUCACGGUCGUGUGGGGGCGGGGUUCGAUCCCGCAGCCGGAGCUGUGACAAUCCCCCCCCAGCCUACGGAGGCCGCCUGUGUUCCGGGCCCAUGUUCCAAUACCAGGUGUGCAACAGCGAGGAGUGUCCGGGGCCCUACGAGGACUUCCGGGCCCAGCAGUGUGCCAAGCGCAACUCCUACUACAUCCACCAGAAUGCCAAGCACAGCUGGAUCCCCUACGAGCCUGAAGAUGAUGCCCAGAAGUGUGAGCUGAUCUGCCAAUCGGAGGACACCGGGGAUGUGGUCUUCAUGAAUCAGGUGGUCCACGAUGGGACACGCUGCAGCUACCGGGACCCAUAUAGCGUCUGUGCCCGUGGCGAGUGUGUGCCCGUCGGCUGUGACAAGGAGGUGGGAUCCAUGAAGGCAGAUGACAAGUGCGGGGUCUGUGGAGGGGACAACUCUCACUGCAGGACUGUGAAGGGGACACUGGGCAAGGCCUCCAAGCAGGCAGGAGCUCUCAAACUGGUACAGAUCCCAGCUGGUGCCAGGCACAUCCAGAUCGAGGAGCUGGAGAAGGUUCCACACCGCAUUGCGGUGAAGAACCAGGUCACAGGCAGCUUCAUCCUCAACCCCAAGGGCAAGGAAGCAAUGAGCCGGACCUUUACUGCAAUGGGCCUGGAGUGGGAAUACGUGGUGGAGGAUGCCAAGGAAUGCCUCAAGACCAGCGGGCCCCUGCCUGAAGCCAUUGCUGUCCUGGUGCUCCCCCCAGCUGAGGGUGGUCCCCGCAGCAGCCUGGCCUACAAGUACAUCAUCCACGAGGACCUGCUGCCCCUUAUCGGGAGCAACAAUGUGCUUCUGGAGGAGACGGACACAUACGAAUGGGCGCUCAAGAGCUGGGCCCCCUGCACCAAGGCCUGCGGAGGAGGGAUCCAGUUUACCAAAUAUGGCUGUCGGCGCCGGCGAGACCACCACAUGGUCCAGCGGCACCUGUGCGACCACAGGAGGAGGCCCAAGCCCAUCCGCCGGCGCUGCAACCAGCACCCCUGUGCCCAGCCCGCGUGGGUGACAGAAGAGUGGGGUGCCUGUAGCCGGAGCUGUGGGAAGCUGGGGGUGCAGACCCGGGGGGUGCAGUGCCUGCUACCCCUUUCCAAUGGUACCCACAAGGCCAUGCCGGCCAAGGCCUGCCCUGGGGACCGGCCCGAGGCCCGGCGGCCCUGCCUCCGCGUGCCCUGUCCAGCCCAGUGGCGCACGGGCGCCUGGUCCCAGUGCUCUGCUACCUGCGGGGAGGGCAUCCAGCAACGGCAGGUGGUGUGCCGGACCAAUGCCAACAGUCUCGGGCAGUGUGAGGGGGACAGGCCAGACACCGUUCAGGUCUGCAGCCUGCCGGCCUGUGCAGGAAAUCUCCAGAACUCCAGAGUGAGUGCUGACAUUCGAGAACUUGUGACCCCAAAAGGACAGUGGGUGCCACAGUCAGGGCCCUUACAUCCCAUUAACAAGAUAUCAUCAACGGAGCCCUGCGAGGGGGACCGGUCCAUCUUCUGCCAGUUGGAAGUACUCGAUCGCUACUGCUCCAUCCCCGGCUACCACCGGCUGUGCUGUGAGUCCUGUACCAAGAAGGCCCUGGGCCCUGACACCAGCCCGGCCCCUGGCCUGGCCUCACCACCACCCUUCUCCACCCCCGGGAGCCCUUUACCGGGACCUAGGUCCCCUCCAGAUACUGUGGAGCCCACUGUGGGGCCAACGGGAUCAGAUGACCAUCAGCAUGGCCAACCCACCCAACUCCCAAGACCUCUGGGCACCAGCUCCCCAGUGACCCAGCACCGCUUUACUCCCCAGAAACUGCGCCCUAGAGCAUCGUGGGGCACUUCCCCCAGCACCCCCCGGGGACAGCCUUGGGGCUGGACCCUGGCACCUACGUCGGUCUCCGAGGAUGGAGGGGAGCUCAGGGAAGACCUGAAACACCCAGGCACCAGCCUCCCCGCCACCUCCUUGGUGACAUGAGCCCCACCAUGCCUAUCCCGCCAGUCAAGUUUACACUGUGUGCUGCCUCAGAGACCGCCAGCUCGGAGGACACACAGCAGGGCAGGGGCAAACACAGACUUCCUUUUAAAUUAUUUGCCUUCUUGGUGUUCUAGUUUGGGGCUGUGACACUUCACCCCGCAAAGCGGGCAGUGCGAGGAAGAAAAAGAUCAGGGAAAGCCCUAACCGGAGAUACCUCAGCCAGCAGCCAGGGUGACACAAUCGAACCUCUCAGGGGCUCCUGUCUAUCUCCUGGCAGGACUGAGGGCCAGCUAGCGCCUCCUCCUCACGGCCACACUGGGGGGGCCCCACACUGGAUCCUCUUCGGCUGCCUGCCUUUGCCAGAACGUGUGGGGACCGCUGUGGAGACCCUGUCUAUCUGGCCCCUCUGCUCAGAGAGGCCAAGUGGGACCAGGGGAGGUCAGGAGGAGCGCUCUCAGGGUUGGGGUGCACGUGGUCACGAGGCUCUGGCUGCCGGACUGGGGUGGGUGGGAGGCAAGCUCAUCUCAGGCCCAGCUCUUCACAGCAGGGGCACCACACAGCCCCUCCAGUUGAGGCCAAGAGGUGGAAUGCAGCUCAGUGUUGGUGGCCACCUCUGCCCUUGCAGAUGGCAUUUCAUGUUACUUCUGGUGCUCCCCAGCCUCACCCAGCCCACCCCAGAGAAGGGGGCUCUGGGCACUCUGGAAUGCGUGUCUUCAUCAUCCCGGGGGGUCACAACUGGUGCUAGACUACCGGCUGAACAGGGAGUGUCAACUUUGGUCAUCAUGCUGUGGCAUGAGGGGAGGCUGACCUGAAAGGUGACUUUGUGGGACAGUGAAACAUGAGUUCUCAGGUUGUGCCCCAUUGGUCACUGCUCUCUGCCAAAGAGUGCUCCUGCUGGGGUCCAGGGUCUUCUCCCACCUGGCUUGGGCUGGGCCAGACAUUUGUGGUGCUAGGGCAAGGGGGUAUGGUCAGGUCCCCAGGCUGAGGACCAGAGUCCCCACCCCCGCCCCCGGGGCCCAGUGCCCCAGGCAAGAAUGUGAGCCUUUGCCCCACCCUGAGAGGACAUGGCCCACAGGGCUGUGGCGCCUCAGCCGCCCUCCGUGUUACUUCCAAAGGCAGGUAACUUCUCUAGACCCUCUGGUUCUCAGGAAGCCACUUGGGCUCCCAGGAUUUCUCCCAGUGGUCCUUACUCCCAGUCGUGCAGAGGGUCUCCCAGGCUCCUCAGCAGAUGACAGAGGUGGUUGCCAGUCUUCCUUCCCUGGGGCAGGGGGGCUAUUCUGAGCCAGGCAAGAGGACUAAGAGCAGUGGGUCCCUGCCUGCAACCCCUGGAGAAUAGAGGCCCUGGAGGGGGCUCCUCACAUGUCCUCUCUGCCUGCUGCCACCCCCCCCACCCCGGGAUGCUGGGGCACACACUGCAUCAUUCCUGUGAGACCCAGCCUGCCUGUGUUAGGGGUAUAAAUUCUUGUGCCUUGGAGAUCCAGAUCUUUAUACUUUCAUGUAUUU